AUGAAUACGGAAGAUUUGAGGAUGAGUUUUCUCGCCUCGCCGGAUUGGGAAGAUCGGCUGAGGAGAACCUUUCUAUAUCCGGGGACGCAGUGCUUGGACGACGUUAUGCCGCUUGACAUCUCAGAAUUCUGCGUCGAGCACUUUCGAGAGCUCGCGCCAAAAAACGCUGGAAAACUUGGACCUCGCAUCGCCACUCGAUUGAUGCGAAAUACGGCGCUCUGUCCGUCCGCGAUCGUCGCCGCGCUGAUUUACCUCCAACGACUCAAAGCAAACAACCCUGAAUACCUAAAGAAAGUGGAGUCUUCGGAAUUAUUCAUCGUUUCGAUGAUGGUUUCCUCCAAGUACCUCUUUGACAACGGGACUGACGACGAGUGCUACAACGAUGAGUGGGCCGACUGUUUGGGAUUGGAGUCCAAGGAUUUGACCAAAAUGGAACUUGAUUUUCUCACAGCGAUAGACUGGAGCUGCCAUAUCAGCAAUGAAGAAUUCAAAAACACCCUCGCCCAGCUUGAAAUUCAACUGGCAAUGCAGACGAUUCAAAAGACGGCGUUUUCACAUACAACACGGCUGUUAACCUUCGUCUUAUGCUCUCCUUGUGGCAGUUUUUCAAGGACGUGUCAAAGUUGUUCUUUGUCUCUGCUCUGA
This is a messenger RNA of Oikopleura dioica, 645 nucleotides long. Lineage: Eukaryota; Metazoa; Chordata; Appendicularia; Copelata; Oikopleuridae. The record is from the annotation of a GenBank genome assembly.